This is a messenger RNA of Notechis scutatus (mainland tiger snake), 2498 nucleotides long. It is a transcript of the gene GHRH, whose product is annotated as growth hormone releasing hormone. The record is from RefSeq and is a predicted model, not a curated record. Gene Ontology annotation, molecular function: growth hormone-releasing hormone activity; growth hormone-releasing hormone receptor binding; peptide hormone receptor binding. Lineage: Eukaryota; Metazoa; Chordata; Lepidosauria; Squamata; Elapidae. Gene Ontology annotation, cellular component: extracellular region; terminal bouton; perikaryon. Gene Ontology annotation, biological process: growth hormone secretion; regulation of protein localization; adenylate cyclase-activating G protein-coupled receptor signaling pathway.
AAUGUAUCAUGUUUUCUUCCUGUCAUUAUUAUUUUCUCUGCAUUUACAUUAUGCAAGUCAGAAGUGCAAUCAAUUAACAGGGAGAAAUUUAUCUUUUGGGAUAUCUAUUUCAAAAGAGGAUUUUUUUUGUUUUCCCCUCUUCAUACCACAGUAUUCUCUGCUGCUUAAGGAAUUUGGUAGCAUCAUUUCCAACUAACAUUUUAUUAAUUUUGUGGGAUGAUGAUUAUGCCUUCAAUGAAAGGACCUGAAGCUUAUGAAAGCUUAUGCCUUUUAAUACAAUUAGUUGGAAAAGGUUCCAAACUCCUUGUGAUUUUUGCCACCAUGGACAAACAUGACUGUUUUACAAUUUUUGCCACUUUAAAUUCUCAAAAUGUAAAUAACAAUACUGUAGCAUCUUUGGUUCUGAAAGCUGAUAACAUUUUGUUAGACAAUCAGUUAAUACUGUGUAGGAAGGGAAGUGUAUAAAGUCCUCUCUUUAUUUUCUGAAAUUGCAGAAUGAUUGGAUUAAACCUCCCUCCUAAUAGAGGUCAUUUAACUGCUUUUUGGAAAACUCAACAUUGCUUGCAGGAGUGGGCUGGGCAGGGGGGAGCUUUAGACAUAGCUGUGCCUAUCUCUUGAACUGCACAAAUGAAAAGACAUUAAAAAGUGUGAAUCCUAGUGAUUUUAUGAAGAUGUCUAUGUAGUUUUCUUGGCUAAACUACAAAAGAGAUUUCCUAUAAUUUUCUUCUGGGGUAUCUUUUCAACAUCCCAGUCUUGCCUAUAUCCCUGGUGAAAGAAUUAAAAAACAGAAAAAUGCCCUACCUGGUGAUUGCGUCCAUGCAGUUUUCCUUUUAGUUACAAAAAUGUUUUGCUUUGUAGCAGAACUGUUUGUCUAUAACAGCAAUCAAAUAGCACCUUUUUAGACUAGCUGUUGCCUUUUUCUGAGACAAGGUCUUUCCCUCCAGUCAAACUAAUAGCCCUGAACUUCUCAGAUAGUGUCACAUCCAAGUACUAAACAGGCCCAGCUUAGGUCAGCUGUAUGCUGCUACUUAAGAUUUUCUCAAACUGAUCACAGAAUGAUUUAUAUUUCUAUAGCCUUAAUAUAAAAUAAGGAGAAUUGAUGGUGGAAAGAGAGUUCAAUAGAUUAAGCGGUUAAAACACAGAGCCUGAAAACCCAAGCUUUAAAUUGUUAAAAUUUUAUUAAUCUGCAUUCAUCAAAUCCCUGUAUUGAAAACAUAAAAAAAUGUUCAUGAACUUAGGGUAGGCUUCCUGGAAUUUUGAGCUACAACAAGCAAUGAAUUGCCUGAGAAAUGAACUUUUUCUUCCAGUAUCUGAACUAGCAGAUAUCUGGCUUGAAGUGUAUUCGGCUAAAAAUAUACUUUAAAAAAAGACGUAUGGAUAUUUUUGAGGCUUCACAGCAUUGUUCAAUUUUUUUCCUUUUCUGGUGUGAUAGCAGUUUCCUGUGUUGCCGAAACAGCUAGAACCUCACAUGGUGGAAGUUAUAAGGGCUGGAAAAACAAUGAAAAUAAUUUAAAAAGGAAUUCACAAAGCAACAUAAUAAAGCUAAGGAUACUCAGUAGCUGCAGAACAGAACGUACGUUCUUUGGAUUCCAUCUCAGCUUAUGCUUACAGUUUAUAGUGCUUCCAUCACAGCAAAAAAAAAAUGCAAAUUCUGUGAACUAGAACACUGAUGGUCCAAUUUGCAUUUUUUGAGUAGAUUACUUUUCAGUAGCCGUGUUUGUUAACAAGAGACCCAAUAGGAAUCAAUAUCCUUUCCUCUCUACUCUCAUGCUUGACUGAAGUACAGAAAGAAUAUUAAUGCCCUGCAAGAUAUUGGAUUUUACUGGAAUUUAAGAUAUUGAAUGUAGAUGACCAAGGAGAGAAAGCUCAGUUGACUUAUAACAGAUUUGAAAAACAUGUAUUGUUAUUCCUGUGAUUGUUUUCAAGUGCCACAAUUAAUCCCAAAUUCUUAUUUUAUGUUGCAGCCUGCCCUAGAAGACAUUAAGAUGUUGGACAGAGCUAUUGCUUUCCUUUUUCUCCACUUUGUCAUGUGUUCUCUUUCUCCUCCUCUCUAUCCACCACUCAGAUAUAAUCCACUAUCAAUUUCUGGCAAAGCAGGGAGCUUUCAACUACAAGAAAUUAGUCCUGUGCAUAGCUACAAUCUUUCGGUAGAAGAGCAAGAAGAGAACUUUCUCAUCCCUAUUGAAAAAAGACUCCGGCGUCAUGCAAAUGCCAUAUUCACUGACAGUUACCGGAAGGUUCGAGGAAAGGUAUCAGCACGGAAGUUAUUACAGGGCAUAGUUGGGAAAAGACUUAAGGAAGAAAGCCUGGGAGAUGAGCAACAUGAAAUCUUGACUAGGCGCCAGUCUGAUAGCAUUGUGAUGGAUAGUCACUAUCACCAACAGAUGGUACUCAAGAAUUUCUUGGGAGCAAUGUUACAGAAUCAAGGGCCUCAAGAUGUUGCUAAUGACAAUUUAGAGGAUUUUACCAGUGUUCUGAUCAAAGUGAUGGAACUGUAG